Molecule: messenger RNA, 3656 nt
Organism: Toxotes jaculatrix (banded archerfish)
Lineage: Eukaryota; Metazoa; Chordata; Actinopteri; Toxotidae
Product: beta-1,3-N-acetylglucosaminyltransferase lunatic fringe-like
Exons: 8
Coding region: 129-1202 (357 amino acids)
Biological process (GO): pattern specification process; regulation of Notch signaling pathway
Cellular component (GO): Golgi membrane
Molecular function (GO): O-fucosylpeptide 3-beta-N-acetylglucosaminyltransferase activity
Source: RefSeq, a predicted model, not a curated record
GUCGCCCUCAGAAGAAGGCUUAUGAGGCGGCUGAGAGUUUUGUCCUCACCGGUGAACAUGUUGUAAACUGAAGGAAAUAGUUUUUCUUUGUCAAUGAAUGAAGCUGUAAAACCAUCCACACAGUCACAAUGUGGAAACCCACCGCGGCAUCAAAAAGCACCUUCACCUCAGCGGCGGGACCCCGCGCUGCUGCUGCCGCGGUCACCUGUCUGCUCGUGACCGGGAUGCUCGUAGUUACUGUCGGACACCCGAGCAGCGGAGACCCGGAGGAGCUACCAGCCGCAGCGACGAGCGGAAAAGUUUUCUCGGCGUAUAUCAGAAAACUGACCCGGGAGAGGAGAGCCAUAAGCGGCCCCCUGCGGAGCAACGCUCCCCCAGGACCGGUGGAGCAUCUGACCCCCGCUGACCUGUUCAUAGCGGUGAAAACAACUGGGAGGUAUCACCGGCAGAGGCUGGAGCUGCUGCUGGACACCUGGAUCUCCAGGAACAUGCAACAGACGUAUGUGUUCACUGAUGGAGAGGACAAGGAGCUGAGGAAAAGGAUGGGAGCUCACCUGAUCAACACCAACUGUUCAGCAGCCCACAAUCGUCAGGCCCUCUCCUGUAAAAUGGCUCUGGAGUACGACACUUUUAUUAACUCUGGCAAGAAGUGGUUCUGUCAUGUCGAUGAUGAUAACUACGUGAACGUCGGCCCCCUCCUGAAACUCUUGUCUCAGUACAGUCACACACAGGACGUUUACAUCGGCCGGCCCAGCCUCGAACGGCCAAUAGAGGCCACGGAGAGGCUUGGCACUGCUGAAAUGAAGCAGGUGCGGUUCUGGUUCGCCACAGGAGGAGCAGGGUUCUGUCUGAGCCGCGGCCUCGCUCUCAAAAUGAAACCCUGGGCGAGCGACGGCACUUUCAUGGCGACAUCUGAGCACAUUCGCCUGCCUGACGACUGCACCGUUGGUUACAUCGCGGAGGCGCUGCUUGGUGUGGGCCUCAUCCGCUCAGCUUUGUUCCACUCCCACCUGGAGAACCUGGGACUGGUGUCAGAUGUGCACAAUCAGGUUACUCUCAGCUACGGCACUGUGGAAAACAACAGAAACACUGUCAAUGUGAAAGGCCCAUUUUCAGCUAAUGAAGAUCCUACAAGGUUCAGGUCUGUCCAUUGUCUGUUGUACCCAGACACUCCUUGGUGCCCCAGCCCCUGGCGACUUUAACAGCCGUCCAGAGACAAAGAGGGAGGGAUGGACUGAUGUGGAGAAAAUGUAAAGGUCUGAAAAUAGGUAAAGAGAAGAAGUCCCACCGCUGCCCUCCUCUGACUCCUGAGGAAUCUCGGAAACACUUGGACAUAAAUGUUUCCAUCAUGUCCCCACAGCUGUCUGAGUAGCAGACCUACUUGUUAGGAAUGAGUACCGCUGCAUUAGUUCGACACCUGAACUUUGACCCCGUGAACUGUUACUUGGUGUCAAAAGGCCAAAAACUGCUACAAGAGAACAAGAUGAAAAGUCUAAUUUCUUGGGUGGAUGAAAAAUGGAGAAACAACUUUGUUAAUCUUAGAUCCAGUAGCAAAAGAAAAGUUAAAGUUUGGCCUGAUGGUGGCGUGAGAGGAAAAGCCGUGUUGUUACCCAAAUCAAAAGGGUUUAUCCUCUGUACGAUGGACAUCUCAGCUCCAAAACGUAGAGCUGAGCCUGUCACACCUGCCUCAUCUGUCUCCCGUUUAACCUCCACAUUCAGCUUCAGUUGUCCUUGUCCUUUCAGUUUCAGCUCUUGCUCGUUAGCUUCAGCUGUGCACUGAGCUCAAUGCUAAUGUUAGCGUGUGAUACUGAGGCCUAGAGCUUAACCUUGGCCAUCAUUUGAUCAGGUAUGAUGAGUGUUCUCACCAAAGUAAAUGCUGAGGCCUGGGAACACAGCACCACAGCUACAACAACUGUUAAAUUUGGAGGUAGAAGUGAAAGUGAGCAUGUGUGAAAUGUCGGUAAUAAUCUUGAACCGGAAAGACGUGUGCAAACAAUGAUUCAUUUAAGUUGUUGCUCAGUCAGUUUGAAUAAGCUGGCAGAUGAUCGUCUCACUGCUCGUGUUUCUUGCCUCAUCAGACUUCUUUUAUGGAUGCUGAUGCAUUUAGAUCUCAGUUAUUAACUUACUAAUAAUUGCUGAUGGACAAAACUACUAAAAUGAGAUAGAAGUUGUGAUGAAUAGAAAUUAUUCUUUGCCUAAAGUGUCAAAUAAGUGGUAAAUUGGAACAGGUGGUGGCUCAGAGUAAAAGUCAGGGGAUAACCACACUGACCAAAUCAUCCUCUGGAGACCAUAAACAGUUGUUCCAAAUUCAGUGGGAACACAUCCAGUACUUGUCUGGACAUGUCAUUCUGGACCAAAGUGUUGGACCAGCAAACAGACUGGCAGACCGACAUCAUCCUCUGUGGAGCCAAGAAGACUGAUUUGAAUUUAGCUAAUCCGCUUUUUGCUUCUGGCUUCUCUUUCUUUUUUCACCUUGGGUCAACUCAAAGACUUGUUUUGCCUCACAUCCUCAAUGCCCCCUGUCCACUUCCUCAGCUGUGAAAGAUCAUUCUUUUAAAAGAAUGUGAAUGUGUUCUUUGGCUACUCACCGUGCACCUCCAGUGUUGACCAGUUUGGAUUCAAGACGCGUGAUCGCUGCGGUGAACAGAUGAAUCAAAGCAAUCAAACACAGAAGCACAGAAGGAAGGAUCAGUCGUUCAUUUUUUAGUAUAAUGAGGCACAAAAACAUUUUGACCACAUUAUAGAGUCCAGACUCCUCAUCUGAAGUUUUACUUCAUCAGUGUUCAGUAUUAUCCUCUCUCUGAAGUAUAGAUCAUGACUGUAGGUCUGAGCACUUUGCUGGUUUAUUUCUGCUCUUUGCAGUUUGUCAUUUGGUAAAAAGAACAUUGAGGGAAUAGUUUGAGAUUUUGGGAAAUUUGCUUAAUUGUUUUCAUGCAGAGUUAGAUAAAAAAGAUUGAUGCCACUCACAUUGCUAAAUAUGCAAAAUAAGUAGGCCAUAAAACUACAAAUUGUUGUUUUUACACUUCUGUUUUCGUGCAGAUUAAAUAAAUAAGAUAGUACAUGUUAAUUAGAUUUGGAGGUGCUGAUUGGCAGAUUUUGUUUUCUUUGGAUAGAGCCAGGCUCGCUGUUUUCCCCUGUUUGCAAUCUUUUGCUAAGCUAAGCUAAGCAGCUGCUGGCAGUAACUUCAUAUUUAUUACAUAGACUUGAAAGUGUAACCAGCCUUCUCAUCUAACUCUCAGCAAGAAAGCCAGUAAGUGUAUUUCCCAAAAUGUCAAACUAUCCCUUUAACAGCUCUGUAUGGACUAGUGAGGCCUCUGUUACAAAAUAGUCUUCAAAAAACAGUGUUUCUCAACUAUCUUUAUCCGUUUAAAUGGAUUAUGACUGUUAAUGAUGUGGCACUGCUUUUAAAAUGUUGUAGCAGUGUAACAAAGAUAUUAUCCCCUUUGAGGUUUUAUUGAGAAAUGACUCAUGUUGGGUCGUCUUCUAUCUUUCUGUGCAUUGAAAGCAGCUGUUGUAACUGAAUGAAUGUUAUUAAGUUAAAUUCUGUCCCUUGUAAAAUGAAUGUAUAUGAUGAACCGUUGCUUCUGAAGCGCACAUUCUCUCUCCAGUAUCUGGACUGUCUGAGGACAUUAUGGCUGGAGUUAAUAAAAACAGUG